CCCCUCAAACCAGCCGACGCCUGAAUACUCCGUACGAAAUGAUUUCGUUUAAGACAAUUGCAUUUUCAGCUGCGCUGAUAAUUUCAGCAGUCGCUGGGACAUCUGCGGCUGGCCAGCAAUGUGUACAAGUAACGCUUCCGAAUAUCUUCCACUUUGGCGAGUGCUUGGGCCAACCUCAGGACAUGUGCCAUAACGCGGCGAACGUGGUGACAGUCGCCGAGAACAUUUUUAUCUGCGCCGUGAAAGGGAUCUCCCACUUGGAUAUCGGAUCCCAGCUGUUCCUACUCGAGGGCAUCAUUACCGAAACAUUGAAGCGGUUCGGCCUCGGUUCUCUGGCCAACACCAUCUACUCACUCUGCAAGAGUGUUGGCGGCAUGGUGGGCACAGCAUCCAAGGUCGCCAAGGGCCUUUUCGGCGGCAUGCUCGGAUCCGUCGUUGACACUGCCACCUCUGUCCUGCCUCUGGGUGACUGCACGGGCUUGAACGUGGCAGGCGAGAUCAUGUGUGACGAGCCGGUAGUCUUCCUAUUCCCCAGCACCCUCAACAUCGGAAAGUGCAUGAACACUACAAUGUCGACGUGCGUGGGAACUCACCCGAAUCAGGCCCAGGUCAUACAGCAGUUUUUCCAGGGCGUCACCUGCGUCUUCAUGAGCAUCAUCGCUGCUCCGGGUCUCUCUGUGACCAGUCUUUUCUGCACCGUGGUCAAGGUCGUGAUCCAGAUUCUUAGCACCGGACCUCUAAGCGUCGUCGGCUCCGUGCUUCAGCAGUUGGAGAAUGCCAUCGGAAUGCAAUGUUGAUGUGCCCCUGCAUACUCGGAUGCCUGAACCAACGCCUGCGGUAACGUUCUGUGGUAAUCAAGAUACCGCUCUGCACAUUUGUCUGUGUUUCUCACAUCUGGAAGAUAAAAAUAAAUUGAA
Molecule: messenger RNA, 917 nt
Organism: Dermacentor andersoni
Lineage: Eukaryota; Metazoa; Arthropoda; Arachnida; Ixodida; Ixodidae
Source: RefSeq, a predicted model, not a curated record